Messenger RNA from Lactuca virosa, 352 nucleotides. The record is from the annotation of a GenBank genome assembly. Lineage: Eukaryota; Viridiplantae; Streptophyta; Magnoliopsida; Asterales; Asteraceae.
AUAAGGAAGUUAAGCUGUCGUAUUGUCAAACUGUGUACUGUAUUGUAUAUUGACAUUUUGACAAAAUCGGAAAGAAUAACGAGAGAGAUGAGUGGGAGAGAAGUUCCUCGGAGGGAGAGUCCGUGGGGAUUACCCGACGGAGACACCCGACAACCCAAGGCUCACAGAUGCAACGAUCGCAUUGAAGAUGUUGUCCAAGCUUGUUUUGAAGGUAACCCUUUUAAGACAGUUCCUGGCCCUUUUAAGCUUUUCUGGCGUUGCAUGCAAUCCAAACCCGGCGAAGAGCCUACUGAACCAUUUUACUAUUUGCAAUUAGCACCACAAACUAGAGAAGUCAAGCUCGAGUAAUCGC